CACACACACCACGCAUAGAUAGAUGCAUAUGCUACGCACAUCAUUCUGCACAUAUACAUACAUCAUCCUGUACGUAUACCCCCGGGGGAGGGGAGAAAAAGAAAGUCGGGACAUUUUCCUUUGAUUUUAUAUGGAAUUGCUGAAAAGACGUCAGCGUCCACCUUCUUCUUCUUCAUCAUCUUCAUUAUCAUCAUCGUCUUCUUCUUCUUCUUCUUCUUGCUGCUGCUCUUGUUGUUGUCGUCCUCUGUCCUCUGUAAAAGCCGCAUGAGCUGGAAUCUGAGCUAGGGAGUAGGGUUAGGAAUUGGCGGGAAUAUUAUUAUUAUUAUUAUUUUCUGUUCGAGCUAGCUUGCUAGGCACUGUUUGGUGCUGCUGGAGGAAUUGAACAGUUUUGUGGAAGUUUGGAUUGAGAAUUUGGUCCAGGCAAAAUGAAUUCUACGUAUACGCAGUUUGUUGCCUCCAAAAGAAUGGGCAUCUGUGAUCCAAUCCAUCAACUCGGGAUGUGGGGAGAUUUCAAGGGAAAUGGCUUCGCAACCCCGCCUGCAGCAACCAUGAUUCUAGAAGUCGAGAAAAGCCUAGACAAUCCGAUGCCAGUGAUUGCGAAAACACUGGACAACCAGAUGGAGGACUUGUCACAAGGAUCUUUAGGACCUUCUAACAAGUAUGAACACGAAGCAAGUAAACCAAUUGAGAAGGUACUGAGACGCCUGGCACAAAACCGUGAGGCUGCCCGUAAAAGUCGUUUGCGGAAAAAGGCCUAUGUUCAGCAAUUAGAAAAUAGUAAACUGAAACUGAUUCAGAUGGAGCAAGAACUAGACCGAGCGAGACAACAGGGUCUAUGUGUAAGUGGUGGAUUAGAUUCUAGUCUGCUAGGUUAUUCUGGAUCUCCAAACUCAGAUCUCAGCCCCUCCCUUAUUGAACCUGCAGCCAUUACUGCAUUUGAGAUGGCAUAUGGACACUGGGUGGAAGAACAAACUCGACGAAUAAAUGACUUGAGGAAUGCUUUGCAUUCUCAGGUUGGUGAUAUUGAAUUAGGCAUUCAUGUUGAGAGUUGCAGGAAUCACUAUAUUGAUCUUUUCCACAUUAAAGCAACUGCGGCAAAGGCUGAUGUCUGCUACAUUAUAUCCGGUGUGUGGAAGACACCAGCUGAACGUCUUUUCCUUUGGAUUGGAGGUUUUCGUCCUUCAGAGAUUCUAAGGGUUCUCAUGCCACAUCUUGAGCUCUUGACAGAAGAACAACAUCAGAGUGUUUCUACCCUCGCUCAAUCUUGUCAGCAGGCAGAAGAUGCUCUAACGCAAGGAAUGCUUAAGCUUCACCAUUUUCUGGCAGAUACUGUUUCAGCAGGCCAACUAGGUGAAGAAAAUUACCUCCAACAGAUGCAUUCUGCAAUAGAAAAGUUGGAACAUUUAAUACGGUUUGUAAACCAGGCGGAUAACCUUAGGGAAUUAACCCUAAACCAGAUGUCUCACUUCUUAACAACCCGCCAAGCAGCAAGGGGCCUUCUCGCCUUGGGGGAGUACCUUCAACGACUGCGCACUCUGAGCUCACUUUGGGCAAACCAUCCUCGUGAGGCUGCUUAACAAUGUGAACCUCAAGAGUCUCCCCACCUUUCAAACUCAAUCAGCUUUACCAGCCUCCCGUGCAAGUCUGGUAUGGAUAUGGAUACGGAGCGCAAAUCUCAACUGCUGUCAACUUGGAGGCCACUUGCCAUGAUUGCCGAUUUGUGAAUAUGUUGAUCUGUUGUGUCAUGGAAGUUUGCAGUUGCAGUUUCCUUUCAUAUACAUAUAUUUCUUUGCCGGUAGGCGUAGUCUUGAACAAUAUAUAUGAGAUAUAAAAAAAAAAUGCAGUGGUGAAGUUUGGUAUUGAUAGUGUCAACUGUAUAUUGCAGCAUCUAUACUAAUGUUAGGGCUAUUUUUGGAUGCUUUGGGGUUGAACAGUUGCUCAGUUUAAAGAAAAGAACAAAAAAAUGGUAGGCAAAAACAACACUGUAUUGCAAAUUUUAUACUGUGUUUAUAGUAACAUUAGUAUUCUGAAUGUUUUCUAUUU
Ipomoea nil (Japanese morning glory) is the source of this 2043-nucleotide messenger RNA. RefSeq names its product TGACG-sequence-specific DNA-binding protein TGA-1A-like. The transcript is spliced from 9 exons. Gene Ontology annotation, biological process: DNA-templated transcription; regulation of DNA-templated transcription. The record is from RefSeq and is a predicted model, not a curated record. Bases 426 to 1577 code for a protein of 383 amino acids. NCBI's taxonomy places the organism in Eukaryota, Viridiplantae, Streptophyta, Magnoliopsida, Solanales, Convolvulaceae. Gene Ontology annotation, molecular function: DNA-binding transcription factor activity; sequence-specific DNA binding.